Molecule: messenger RNA, 1376 nt
Organism: Gasterosteus aculeatus aculeatus (three-spined stickleback)
Lineage: Eukaryota; Metazoa; Chordata; Actinopteri; Perciformes; Gasterosteidae
Source: RefSeq, a predicted model, not a curated record
CGGCUCCAGUCAGUACUGCAGUGGAUUAGUCAGCUGCAUUUAGUGCAGAGGCAGAGCAGCAGCUUCGGGGCCGGCGUGCGAGUGUCUGAUCUUCAAGAUGCAGCGCAUCUACAUGCACAGCAAUGAACACUUUGAAGUCUUCACCACUGUCCUUGCUCCUCAAGGGAGGCAUCGGUACAGGGCAGAAGCGGAGACGAUGGUAGUAGUGCACAGCUACCGGCCAAACUGGCCCGACGAGCUGGAGCUGUCUCUGGGUGACGUCAUCCUGGUGCUGCCCAAGCGCGAGGAGGAGAGGUGGUACGGGCGGCUGCAGGGCGGCCAGCAGGGAUACUUCCCCGCCUCCUGUGUGAUGGAGCUGAGCCAGGUUGGUUGGCCUCGUGCCGGAUGUGCUCAGCAAUGUGCGCGCGCUGCCGCGGAACCUUCCUUCCCAAAGCCCUACGGAGGAAUAAACAGGCCCUUUGUGUUUGUAAUUUCCUCUUUGUCCCCCAGUGGACACAUUGGGCAGGCCCUGCGGAGGGGAAGCAGAGGAGUUGGAGGAGGAACGGUGCUGGACGGGGGCCAAGGUGAGAACGAGGGCCCCUUACCGGCGAGGAGGCCCCGGAUCACUGCGCCGCAGCCCGUGGCCUCCCAACCUGCGACACACAGAUCCCCGAGUCUGCUCCACAGGAUCUUGUCCAAAUGCCGGAAAAAGAGUGAAUGCCGGGGCGCCACCAACGGGGCCUUCGAGGGCGACUAAGAGGCCCCCCUCUUUGUUCACUUCGGUGGGGCUGCGUUGUAUGUUGAAUGUGGGUGAACGGAGGAAUAUCUAAAGUGUGAAAAUACAGGAUCUUAUAUAUCGUCAUGUGGGCCCAUAUUCAUUUCCACUCCAGGUCUUCAGGACUUGGCUGCAUCAGUAGAAGCGAGAGGAUGAAUUGUGAGUGUAUGAACUUAAAUCGAUGAUGUCACACAGGGGGUUUUGCAUUGGUCUUGUGUGACAAGUGUAACAAGGUUUAAUGUACAGAGAGCUGAGCAGCUGCUGUUUUCUUCCCUAUGUUUUCAUCGUGACAAGAUCAAAUGCAGGUUUUAAGUUCAUAAUGGAAAUAUUACUAUAUAUAUAUAUAUAUAUAUAUAUAUAUACACCAAUUAUGGUAAUAAUAACAAAAUAAUCUUAUGACAAAAUAAGAAUUAGUGUCAGUCAAUGAAGCAACGAGAUAUUUAACCGAUCAAAUGUAGCCUUAAGAGGAAUGUUAUUAAUAUUGUCUGUGCACAUUCUGUUCGAUUAUGCAUAUUUAUAUUUAUAUACUAUGUCUGCUCAUUUCUAAACUGUUGAUAUCUGUAUAUUUUCCUGCUUAACAUCAAAUCAUUUUAUAAGUAUAAAACCCACAGACCCUCACAGA